AUGACAAACCUUCAUACGUUAUCAAUCGAAGAAUGCAAAACACCAUUGGACUGGCUGGUUGACGACAUCCUGGUAGUGUCAUAUCUUACCAGUUUUCAGAGUAUCUACUAUGAAGACAACUUCCCUUUCUUCCAGAAGGUGUUCACUCGCCUCAUCGCCCUUUCUGCUGAUCCUCUCAAGGAACUGACCAUUCAAUCGCCAUCUUAUGAAGUGAACCGUCUCUAUGGAAAUGGAGUUUGGGGCGGGGCGAAAAAGGCUAUCGGGGACCUCCUUAAAGAGAGGCUAGAACGUUUCGGGAAGAAAUUGAAGAUCGAAUGGGUGAACAAGAAUCCUGGCUGGGGUGAUGGUGUCGGCUGAGAUUCAGAAUGUACCACUUUUUGAUCAGAAUAUUAAAGGGCAGCCAUUUAAUAUUUAUUCAUCGGUGAACAAGUGACUAGUACUGCAUUGUUUAAGGUCGAAACAUGAUUUGUGAAUGUUCACAUCAACUACUUAAACUAAUCUGCAAUGUACUUAGUUUAUAAAUGGCAUCAGUCUGCUAGC
Molecule: messenger RNA, 540 nt
Organism: Desarmillaria tabescens
Lineage: Eukaryota; Fungi; Basidiomycota; Agaricomycetes; Agaricales; Physalacriaceae
Exons: 3
Coding region: 1-357 (118 amino acids)
Source: RefSeq, a predicted model, not a curated record